Molecule: messenger RNA, 195 nt
Organism: Ilex paraguariensis (yerba mate)
Lineage: Eukaryota; Viridiplantae; Streptophyta; Magnoliopsida; Aquifoliales; Aquifoliaceae
Source: the annotation of a GenBank genome assembly
AUGGGAAGGAGGGUUUGCCCUGGGGCUGGGCUGGGACAACGUGUGGUGGGAUCGACUUUGGGUUCUUUGAUUCAGAGCUUUGAAUGGGAUAGAGUUAAUGCAGAGAAGGAUGAUUUGGCUGAAGGCACAGGACUCGCAAUGCCCAGAGCCAACCCUUUGGUGGUCAUGUGCAAACCGCGGGAAGUAAUGGGCAAG